Messenger RNA from Diachasmimorpha longicaudata, 2167 nucleotides. RefSeq lists its product as uncharacterized. The record is from RefSeq and is a predicted model, not a curated record. The coding region runs from base 232 to 756 and encodes 174 amino acids. The transcript is spliced from 3 exons. NCBI's taxonomy places the organism in Eukaryota, Metazoa, Arthropoda, Insecta, Hymenoptera, Braconidae.
UAUCACCGGGACGACGGUGCACGCAAUCGCAACUAUUCUUUCUUUUUUAUGCUGUUCCCUACGUCACCGACAGUCUACGCCCAAGAGCACAUUUAAGCUUCAACACUCUAAUCCCACUAUUCCAACCACAACUUCAACUGGUGGAUGUACAUUAAAUAUUUAAUGAAAAAGGUCUUGUCUUAAUUUCAACCUCGAAGGUCGGGACAGUGUCGUCCGAAAAUAACAGUAAAAAUGCGACGAAGCGACAACAGAUCGAAAGAGUAUCGGGACCCGAGGGAUUUGUUCUCCAAGGAUAGACUGAAAGAACUGGAGAGAAAAAGAAGAGAAUGGAGAAUUGAACAGGAAAGACGUCGAGAGCACGAGAAACGUAAAGCGAAGAUGAUACAAGAGUGGGAGGCAAAAAGAGCUCGGGAAUUAGAAGUAAAGAAGCAACGAAGACGAUCUAAAUCACGAUCAAGAUCAGCGUCACCCACAGGCAGCAGACGAAGUGAUAGAAGUAAAUCUGCAGAAAAAGGAAAAACUCAUUCCAGCAGCGGCGUUCCUGUCAUGUCUGAGAAGUGUGAUACUUCGUCGUCGAAUAAUACUCCACUGUUUAAGGGCAGUGAGGGUAAUAAAAUUAGUGUUAGUGAACUUCAAAAAAUUACAGUUAAUAUUCAUCGAAACCUUUCAAAAGCUGAAGAGACAUCUGAGUUGUUGAGGAAUAUUACUAGCCCUGAUGAAAUCAUCCUCAAACGAACAGCAGUUACAAAAGUUUAAUCGUAUUCUUAUUCAUUCUUUGAUUGGUCAAAAAGUCUUGGGGAUAUUUAUGGUAAAUAGUAACUGAAAAUUUGGGGAAAUUCCAAACUGAAAAUAUGGAACAAAGUUUACCUGACUUCUGUGGGAUAUUCGCCAGUGAAGAUUUCAUAAAGAUCCUGAAGGAAUCAAUUAACCUUUCCUCGUCAUCAGUUGAACAAUAUGGCAAAUGAACAACUUGAAAAUGAUGGAUACUUUGUCUGGAAGAAACUCAUCGACUUACGAAGUAUGGAACCCAUUUCAAUUCAUUUUAGAAUAUUGGAAAUGGGGUAUAAGGAAUAAUAAUUAUUCAAUAAGUGAUCUAAACUAUUUUAUUCUUUGAACUCAAAUGACACGUCCACUCUAUAUCGUUUCCUUAGAGGAACUAACUACGUCUACAAAGGGAAACAACACCCUGGACCUUCCAGUCACAUGCUCUCAAAGAGUCCUAUUCAUUCCACUUUGUCUACAUACUUGAAAUCAAACCUAAACACCAUACCUCACACUUCUCGGAAUCCGAACCCAUAAAAAUGUCUUUCAACACUCAGAAGAGAAUAAGAUUGACUAUUGUUCUUUAUUUAUUUUAUGAAAAAUUCAACAUAGAAUCACGAGACAUUCAGUAGUUGAUUCAGUAAAAAAAUGAUUUACUGCAUUUUCCUAAUAAUCAAUUCACUUUCAGGUAAAUGAUAGGCAUGAAUUGUCGUGCGAUGGUUUUUAAAACUUGGAGAACUGAAGAAAUAAAACAUGAAAUUAGUUUUGUGUGAGUUGUCGUGAAAUAUUCGUCUAUGAGGACGUCAUGAAGAUGCUGUGUUCAGCGGAAGCUGAAUUAAUUGGACAAUUUUUGAUGUUCUUCAAUCAAAAAAUCAUCAAAAUUCACUGGAAACUAUUCAGUUUUCACCGAAAAUCAUGAGGCUUUAAAAGGACAGAAUAAAUUCAUCAAUUUAUAGCAAAUAGAAUUAAUUUUUAUUUAUUGUAGAAUCGUUCAAUAUUCCGUGCUUCAUUCGGACUAAAAAUUUACUCAUUAAAUUUUUUCCACUUUCUUCGUCGUUUCAAAUCGAAAAGAAAAGAAAAGCUUGUAACGGUUUUUCUUUGGCCUCAGCGAAAACUCAAUUUCCUAACAUCCAAAUAACUGUAUUCUCCAUAAACUUGGCCAAACCAUUACCUUCGUUCUCGUAAUCCAACAAAUCCGUAACGCCAAAAACUAAAUACAUAAACGGGAUCUCGGGGAAAAUUAGCAGCUCAAUAGUCCUCUCUUGAAUAAUUUAGGGCGCCAGCCAAUUUUUGAUUACGUGGAAUCGACGAACCGCAGAUAAACUAGGCUUUAAUCAAAAACACUUACUAAUUAUUCCCCAAGAUCCACUAACGACAAAACGGAAUUCGACAAGCAUAUUCGGAA